Pieris brassicae (large cabbage white) is the source of this 1978-nucleotide messenger RNA. RefSeq names its product leucine-rich repeat-containing protein 47-like. Gene Ontology annotation, molecular function: protein binding; phenylalanine-tRNA ligase activity; RNA binding. Bases 234 to 1808 code for a protein of 524 amino acids. Lineage: Eukaryota; Metazoa; Arthropoda; Insecta; Lepidoptera; Pieridae. The transcript is spliced from 6 exons. Gene Ontology annotation, biological process: phenylalanyl-tRNA aminoacylation. The record is from RefSeq and is a predicted model, not a curated record.
CCGUGGGUAAGAUUUAAGAAAACAAGUGAAACGAUAGAAUAACAUGUGAAUUAGUGACCGUAAAUAAGACUUGGCUUAAAGGUCUCGUUACCAGGCCAUAAAAUUAUAAAAAAAAAAACAGAGAAAUGAAAAAUUGAGAAUUCUGACAUCGACACAAACGGAAAAACGUGAGAAUUUUUCUUUAAAUUAUCUUGGAAGUUUGUUUUACUUAUCUUUGAAUAACCAAAUUUAAAAUGAGCGUAUGGCCAGAAGUAACUACGGCGAAAUCAGAAAACAGACAUGAAAUCAAGUUAUCUGGCGCCACUAUUUCAAAACGAAUUUCAGAGGAAGGUUUAGACAAAAAUGUAUUUCAGUUAACCAACAUAAAUCUUUUAAAUAUCAGCGAUACUUGUCUAACUAAAAUACCUGAUGAAAUUAAAUACUUGGCGAAUCUACAAUCCUUACUAUUAUACGGUAAUAAAAUGACGGAAUUCAAUGAAAACAUAACCUUAUUACAAAAGUUAAAAGUUCUAGAUGUUUCAAGAAACCAACUUACAUGUAUUCCAGACAGUUUAAAUAAAAUGAAAGAGCUUACUAAUAUAAACUUAAGUUCUAAUGAAAUUUCCGAGAUGCCUAAAAUUGGCGAUAUGGUAAACCUUAUAACAUUUGAUCUUUCAAAUAAUAAGCUUACGAGUUUCCCAGACAUGGAAGGAGGAAGUUUUCCACACUUCACAGAUUUCAGGAUUAAAGGGAACUUAAUUGAAGUAUUGCCUGCCUAUAUUGCUAGUACUUUACAGUCUUUAAAGAACUUUGAUAUUAGUGACAAUCAAUUGACGACUAUUCCAGGCGAGAUAGCUUCUAUGUCGAAAUUAAAAGAACUAAAUCUAAAAGGCAACAAACUGUCUGAUAAGCGCCUGAAAAAGCUAGUCGAUCAGUGUCGUACAAAACAAGUUUUAGACUAUAUCAGAGAACACUGUCCAAAAGCAGACAAUGCUCAACCAACAGGAAAGAAGGGGAAAAAGGGCAAAAAAGAAGAACCACAACCUGAAGAAAAUAUUAAUGAUCUCUGUCACAGUCUAAAGAUCUUACAUGUAGAUGACGACACAUUAAAAGUAAAAAUAGUUGAGAAUGAAGUUUGCAAUAUUCGCCCCUUUAUCUUGUGUUGCAUAAUUAAUGAUUUGCGUUUUGAUGAAGCAUUGUUCAAGAAAUUCAUUCAGAUGCAAACAAAAUUACAUGAUACAGUCUGUGAUAAACGUAAUGUUGCAACAAUAGCUACACAUGACAUCGCGAAGAUGCCACCAGGUAACCUUGUAUACACAGCAAAACCUCCUUCGAAACUAAAACUGACACCACUUACAAGAUCCAGGCCAUUUACCGGCGAACAACUCUUCCAUCAGCUAACCACCGAGGCAGAAGCUCUAAGAAAGGAGAAGAAAAGAAAUGUGUAUUCUGGUAUUCAUAAAUACCUGUAUUUACUGGAAGGAAAACCCAAAUACCCAUGCUUGGAAGAUUCUCAAGGUAGAGUCAUCAGUUUUCCGCCUAUCACUAAUUCAGAUGAUACUAAAAUGUCUUAUGAAAGUAAAUCAAUGUUGGUUGAGGUGACAUCGCAUUCCUCUCUAGGGGCCUGCAAGACUGUGAUGGACAAACUUCUCCAAGAAUGCCUCAUGUUAGGCAUUGGAGAUGAAGAGAACUCACCUUAUCACACUCUCACCGUUCAACAGGUGAAAGUGGUGGAUUUAGAAGGAAAUUUGAAAAGUGUAUAUCCAUCCAGAACAGACUGUGUGUUUGAUGAAGCGUCAGUUAAAGUAUUCCGAUUAUCUAAAAAGUAAAAGCCACAUAUACUUCAAAUGUGUCUAAAGAUACCUUGUUUUUUAAUACUUGUUUUGAGUUUUAUAAAAAUGCGUAUUGUAUAAUCGAACAUCAAAGAUGGUUUGCCUUUUAAAUGAGUAAGAAUUUGUGCGCUAACGUAACUGAUCUGUGAUGUUAGUAACGUUAAAAA